AUGUUGCGAACCGCCCUGUUCGCUCUCCUUCUCGCUUGGUCCGGUCUGGCGGAGCAACUGCAACAACCAUUUUCCACCAACUCAGUCACACUUGUCGACGCUCUCAAUGCAGACCCUGACUACACUUCCUUAAUCUCUCUCCUCCAACGCGCCCGACUCAUCCCCACUCUUAACCGACUGAAUGGUUCCACCUUCUUCGCCCCCACCAAUGAAGCCAUAGAAAAGCAUACUCUUUGGCGCUCCGUGAUCCACGAUGACUCGUUCGUUGUGUCCGACAACAUCCAAGAGCAGCUUCGGCAGCAGCUUUUUUACCAUUUGAUCAACUACGAACUUGCGGAGAUGCCAGAGGCACCAAACCCGGCUUUCCUCAAGACUCUCCAUUACCCGCGUUCCCCACUUGACCCACCUUCACGAGACCCGCCGCCAUCCCCACCAUGGAUGCCCACUCCAGGCGGUUCACUAGGCUCCCAGCCUCAGCGACUGCGAGUCGCGGCACGUAAUCAAGGGGCAUGGGUUGGGGUUGAUGCGUUCGGUGAGGAUGGCGUAGAGAUUACAAAGGGCAAGAUUGACGCAGGAAAUGGAGUCCUGCUCGGCAUUAACGACGUCUUGGACCCUCCUCCUAGUCUGGCCGAUGUCGUCUCGCAACACACAUCUGUCUCCUACUUCCACCAAAUCUUAACACCGGAAAUACGUAAGAGACUGAAUGAAAGUACGGAGCUGACCUUGUUUCUUCCGGUCAACGCCGCUUUCGAGUCUCUACAUGAUCUUGAACGGUUGUACCUGGAGAGUGAAUUUGCGACAGCAGACUUGACACGAAUAUUAAAUGGACAUGCGGUGGUCAAAAAGACGGUUCAGUAUGCUGAUACCUUUGUUCCAACCGCUAAAUUAAAGACGAUUGACGGAAGUAUGCUGGACAUCGUUGUGACGCCUGAAAAGACAACAGUAUCGACCUCCGAACUUAUUCACCCUGACAUCUAUGCCUCCAAUGGCGUGCUGCACCUCGUAUCGGAACUCCUUGUUAAUCUUGAGUUAACACCCGAGAAAUAUCUUCUUGCCCUCAACUGCUCAUCGUUCAUAUCUUUGAUCCACUCGGUCGAUCUCACUGGGUUGGUCAAUGACACAGAGAGCCGUUAUACCAUCCUCGCCCCGCAAGACAAUGUUCUUUCCGUAUUUGGUGAAGGCGAUAUCCCAGAGAAGGGAUCCGAAGAGCUGAAGAAGCUACUUCAGUACCAUUUUAUACCCGGACAUUGGAGCCCCAAGGAACUCCGCGAUGGCAUGCUUUUAGAAACGACUCUGGUGGAAGACGGACUUGACGGCGGGAACCAGGUGUUAAGCGUUGGUGUCACUUCGCCUGAGAAGAAGGAUGACAAGACCUUGAAAUUUGGUGGUGUUGGCGUUCUGGGAAAGCCUAUCGCCGUCAACAAUACCCUCAUCUACUUUAUCUCUAGACCGCUAACGCCGCCAUCUGGGGUCUUGGAGACCCUGCUACCUCUUCAGGAUCUAUCAUUAUUCCUGGCCGCCCUCUACUCGACCUCAGUAUCAGACACUCUGACGCUAACGCCGCAAACUUCCCUUCUCGCCCCCCGCAACUCAGCAUUUAAACUGCUUGGCGACCUCGUCAGUGCACAUCUUCUGGCACCAGCGUCAAAGAAAGACCUGACGAAUGUCCUUCUUCACCAUACGCUGGCAACAGUUGAAUAUACGAGCUCAUUACAAAAUGGGUCGCGGACGUUCGCCACGAUUGAAGGAUCUGAUCUGCAAUUAGAACACUUUAAGAAUGGGAGCGUCAACGUUGCACCGAGUGGUGGAUGGGCCGGCAUGAAAGCAGAGCUGUUCACUCGCAACAUUCUCACAAACAGCGGUGUUUUACACGAGAUCUCCGACAUUCUCUUGCCACGUUCUGUGGAGUUGACGAUUGGAAAACUUAUCAAAGCGGGCGACGCGACUACCAUGACUACUCUUAUCGCCAAAGCAGGCAUGGACUGGAUAUUAAACGGAACGGCGCCGCCUUCAGGGUCGAUUUGGGCAGAGCAAGGACUAGGAAGUUCGGGUUGGACGUUGUUGUGUCCUACAGACGAAGCUUUCAAGGAAUACAACCUGACCCAGCUGUAUGCUAACAUUGUCGGGGUGCAAGACAUAGUCCGGCAACAUCUUAUCCCGACACCCGAUGCCAGCUCUGAUGCUGUCGUCAACAGUAAUCGACCACUUAUCAUGGACGAUGCUGCCACCUAUACCACACUUCGCUCGCCCAUGUCGUCUUAUGGAGACAUUAUAUUCCGGCGGACUGACCAAAACGAGUACACAGUCGGGAUCAAGGGUGCAAGGGGUAAGAACGCGGAAUCGAGUGGUGCGCGAGUCGUCUCUUGGGGCCGGUCAACGACUGGGGCUGGAACGGGUGGAGUCAUUCUCAUUGACCAGCUAAUUGCCCCAUAUUAUCCACCGUGGUGGAUUGAAUAUGGUGGCCCUGCUUUUGUGGGUGUCGCCGGAAUUGUUCUCAUAUGCGGAUUCUUCUAUGGCGUGCGAGCAUUCUGGAGGAGAGACUUCGAGAAGCCAACAUUUGAGCCCAGAGGAGGGUUCGACAACGAAGACGACUGA
This is a messenger RNA of Mycena indigotica, 2595 nucleotides long. RefSeq names its product Carnitine/acyl carnitine carrier. The record is from RefSeq and is a predicted model, not a curated record. Bases 1 to 2595 code for a protein of 864 amino acids. NCBI's taxonomy places the organism in Eukaryota, Fungi, Basidiomycota, Agaricomycetes, Agaricales, Mycenaceae. The transcript is spliced from 4 exons.